Etheostoma spectabile (orangethroat darter) is the source of this 1899-nucleotide messenger RNA. It is a transcript of the gene selenoo2, whose product is annotated as selenoprotein O2. The transcript is spliced from 9 exons. The record is from RefSeq and is a predicted model, not a curated record. Lineage: Eukaryota; Metazoa; Chordata; Actinopteri; Perciformes; Percidae.
AUGGAGCCCUCCCGGUGCGCGUCCACGGCUCUGAAGCGCCUGCCUUUCAACAACACCGCGCUGAGAAAGCUGCCGGUGGACGACUCCGAGGAGCCCGGGCCCCGGACGGUCCCAGGGGCAUGUUUCUCCAGAAUCCGGACUCUCCAGCCCCUGAUACGCCCGACCUUGGUGGCCCAGUCCCUGCCAGCGCUGGCUCUGCUCGGACUGAGUGAGCGGGAUGUGCUGAGCAGUCCCCUGGCUCCGCUGUAUCUGAGCGGCUCCCGGCUGCUGCCGGGCUCCGAGCCGGCGGCGCACUGUUACAGCGGGCACCAGUUCGGCAUGUUUGCGGGACAACUGGGAGAUGGAGCGGUGAUGUACCUGGGGGAGGUAGAGUCGGGCACCCAUGGGCGAUGGGAGAUUCAGGUGAAAGGCGCAGGAGUCACACCUUACUCUAGAGAUGGUGAUGGCAGGAAGGUGCUUCGCUCCAGCAUCAGAGAGUUCCUGUGCAGCGAGGCCAUGGCCGCCCUGGGGAUACCCAGCACCCGAGCCGCCUCGCUUGUCACCUCCGACCUCUACGUCACCAGAGAUCCACUCAACAGCGGCAGGCGCAUUCCGGAGCGCUGCUCGGUCGUCCUGCGUCUCGCCCCUUCCUUCAUCAGAUUUGGAUCUUUUGAGAUAUUUCGGGGCCGAGAUGAUUUCUCAGGCCUGCAAGGUCCCAGUGCAGGACGGCAUGACAUUCGCGCUCAGCUGCUGGAUUAUGUCAUUGAGUCUUUUUAUCCUUAUAUCCAACAGACUCAUAGCAACCGGAAAGACAGGAAUAUGGCUUUUUUCACAGAGGUGAUGAUGCGAACCGCUAAGCUAGUGGCCCAGUGGCAGUGUGUGGGUUUUUGCCAUGGCGUCUUAAACACAGACAACAUGAGCAUCUUGGGUCUUACUCUGGACUAUGGACCCUUUGGUUUCAUGGACAGGUUUGAUCCAGAUUUCGUUUGCAACAACUCAGACAAAAGAGGGCGCUACUCGUACCAAGCCCAGCCAGCUACAUGCCGCUGGAACCUGGCCCGUCUGGCAGAGGCGUUGGGCUCUGAGCUGGACGCAGCCGAGGCCGGGGCUGUCCUGGAUCAAUUCAUGCCCGCAUACGAAGCCUUCUACCUGUGUAUCAUGAGGAAAAAGCUGGGCCUUGUGGGAAAAGAAGAGCCGGAGGACAGCGAACUCAUAUCAGACCUACUGCGCCUUAUGCACAACACUGGUGCAGAUUUCACCAACACCUUCCGCCUGCUGAGCCGUGUCCCCUGGCCUGACGAGGGCCACAGCGGGAGGGCCACAGUGGAGCCAGUAGUAGACCUCAUCCUAGAGCAGUGUGCCUCUAUCGAGGAGCUAAAGGUGGCUAAUAAGCCAACUAUGGAGGACCGUGAAUUAGCAAUGAUUCUCUCCAUGGCACAAACUAACCCAGCCAUGUUCGGGAUGGUGGCCGACCGGCCAGCUGUGUCCCGGCAACUGGAACUGAUGGGACGGCUAAAGGAGCUGCUCGAGACAGAUCAGGAUGAGCUUAAGAAAAAACAACGCGAUGACUGGAUUCGCUGGGUUAGCCGAUACAGGAGGCGUUUAUCCAGGGAGUGUGAUGGCACAGGUGACCUGUCACAAUUAAAAAAGGAAAGGCUCCGUGUGAUGAACAGCACCAACCCCCAUGUUGUCUUACGCAACUACAUCGCCCAGAAUGCAAUUCAGGCUGCAGAAAAUGGAGACUUCUCUGAGGUCAACACGCUCCUCAAAGUUCUGGAGAAUCCAUAUUCUGAUACAUUUGCGGAGCCUUUGGAUGGACCUAAUGCAUGUGGUCAAAAGGAGCAGAACAAGGGGAUACUUGCCUACAACAGGAAACCUCCCGCCUGGGCAAAAACGAUUUGCAUCACCUGAUCAUCGUAG